This is a messenger RNA of Hippoglossus stenolepis (Pacific halibut), 1478 nucleotides long. RefSeq names its product insulin-like growth factor-binding protein 5. Lineage: Eukaryota; Metazoa; Chordata; Actinopteri; Pleuronectiformes; Pleuronectidae. Gene Ontology annotation, molecular function: insulin-like growth factor I binding; fibronectin binding; insulin-like growth factor II binding. The coding region runs from base 220 to 810 and encodes 196 amino acids. Gene Ontology annotation, biological process: regulation of insulin-like growth factor receptor signaling pathway. The transcript has 4 exons. The record is from RefSeq and is a predicted model, not a curated record. Gene Ontology annotation, cellular component: extracellular region.
UCCAUCACGUACCCUCCCUUACCUUUCCCCCCUCUGCUUAAGUCUCUUUAAAAGCUGCCGCCAGUGUUGUCUGUCAGGCUCAUUAUCAUUUUGUCUUGGCUCGAGGGAAUUAUAUAACCCUUCAGACACAGGCAAACUUCAGUCAGUGGAACUUCACUAAGGUAGAGCAAACAGAGUCAGGAUAGGAAAUCUGACAGACUGGACUGUUAUUAUCUAUUAAUGGACCAACUUCAGAGUAAGAUGCUUCUUUCUUUCAACAUCCUGAUGCUGCUCCUCCUGCAGCUGGCUCUGUCAGGCCCAGUGCCGCUGACCACACGCUCCAGAGGAUGUCCUGGCUGCAAAGGAAAGCCCUCACAGAGUCAGCCAUUGGUGGAUUUAAACGCCACCUCUCUGGCUGUUGGAGCACCGUGUGGAGUCUACACUCCGAGCUGUGCCCGUGGGCUGAGCUGUGCACCUCCACAGGAUGAGCCGAAGCCUCUCCGAGCUCUGCUGGAGGGCAGAGGGGUCUGCAGUAAUGACAGCAGCGUAACCCCGACGGAGAAGAUCCACACUGCAGAUCCAGCUCCCACUGAGGAUCCAGAGGAGGCUCCAUGUCGAAAACUGCUAACAACACUCAUCCAAGGGCUUGAUGCACAUUUAUUUAAUUCCAACCAUGACAUCUACAUGCCCAACUGUGACAAGCGUGGCUUCUUCAGAAAGAAGCAGUGUUGGUCAUCUCGAGGGAAGCAGCGUGGAAAGUGUUGGUGUGUGGAUGAGAAAGGCAUGCUGGUCUCUACAGGAACCAGAGAGAAAGGCCGCCUGAGCUGCUGAGUGGCAUAGAGACUGGACUGAAGCAGAGGAGGAUAAAGAUGAAGGAACAUCACACAGAGAAACUGGUUCAUUCUCCAUCAGCCACAAACAGCUUUCCACCAAUGAAGAACUGUGUCAAAAUCUUAGUAACUUUGUCUCUUUGCGCCCUCUGCUGAAAAUAUUGAGGUUGUAUUGAUCUGAUUUAUUACUUUGGGGAAAGACUUUGCAGAGACAACAUCUCUCUCCCUGAUCAUUUAACUCUGCAACAACUCUGCAGAAACUUUUGCACAUUUUCAAGUUGUUUACUUUUUAAGUUCAAGAUUUUAACUCCAUAAAUAUCUUAUGUCAAGUUUUAUAAUUACAAUUGGAAACCUGUUUUUAGAUAUAUAAACCAUACAUAAAAUGUAAUUUGGCAUUUUGUAUGCACCCAGUAUAUCAUAUUUAUAUAAUAUUUUUCUUACAUUGAAACCACUUUAAUUUUAUUUCUGUGUAUAUAAUAUAUAAAUGUUAUUCUAUUUAUGUUACUUUGUAUAUGAUAUUUUAUUUAUGUUAAUAUUACUAACAUAUAUAAGUUGACUAGCUCAUAAGAGCAGACACAAGACAAAUGCACAUGCUGGCAUUAUUUUCAAGUAAGUUUUAAGAAAAUGUUCUGUUUUUUGAGUUUCUGAAUUGAUAUUUUAUUAAAAAUA